Molecule: messenger RNA, 1574 nt
Organism: Sphaerodactylus townsendi
Lineage: Eukaryota; Metazoa; Chordata; Lepidosauria; Squamata; Sphaerodactylidae
Gene: ACAP1
Product: ArfGAP with coiled-coil, ankyrin repeat and PH domains 1
Exons: 16
Coding region: 78-1574 (498 amino acids)
Cellular component (GO): cytoplasm
Molecular function (GO): protein binding; GTPase activator activity
Source: RefSeq, a predicted model, not a curated record
GCCACUUCUGGCGGCUCCUCUCCCUUCGCCGCCGCCGCCGCCGCCCCGGGGGCGCCCCCGGCCCGCCCCCCGCCGCCAUGACCGUCAAGCUGGACUUCGAGGAGAGCCUCAAGGACUCGCCCCGCUUCAGGGCUGCUAUUGAGACGGUGGAAACGGAAGUGGGCGUGUUGGAGACCCAGCUGGAGAAGUUGCUGAAGCUCUGCACCAUCAUGCUAGAGUCCGGACGGCAGUAUUGCGCCCACAGCAAGAAUUUUGUGUCCGGCGUUCGGGAGCUGUCGCAUAAUUCCCAGGCGGACCCCAUGAUGAACGAGUGCCUCGAAAAAUUUUCGGACAGCCUCAACCAAAUGAUCACCAGACACGAGGAACUUCUGGACACCACGCAACAGUCGUUCAAGCAACAGCUGCAGAGCCUGGUGAAAGAAGACAUUAAGCAAUUCAAGGAAACCCGUAAGGACUUCGAACGUGGCAGCGAAACCCUCUCCAGCGCCCUCCACCAUAAUGCCGAGGUGCCCCGGCGGCGCCAGCAUGAAGCCGAAGAGGCUGGGCUUGCACUGAAGGCUGCCCGCACCGCCUUCCGUGCCCGAGCCCUCGACUACGUCCUCCAGAUCAACAUGAUCCAGUCGAGGAAGAAAUCGGAGAUCCUGAAGUUUAUGUUGACCUCCAUGGACGCGCAGUCCUCCUACCUGGAGCAGGGGUUCUAUGCGGCAAAAGAGCUGGCUCAGUAUCGCAAGGACCUGGCAGCGCAGCUCCAUCAGUUGGUUUUGGAGUCGGCCCGAGAAAAGCGAGACAUGGAGCAACGCCACACGGUCAUCAAGCAGAAGGACCUGUCGCAAGAGGACGCGGUUCCCGAGCUCCGUGCAGAGCCGGGGGUGGUGGUGAUGGAAGGAUACCUGUACAAAAGAGCCAGCAACGCUUUCAAGACGUGGAGCAGGCGCUGGUUUUCCAUCCAGAGCAACCAACUAGUGUAUCAGAAGAAGGCAAAGGAUGCCUUGACAGUCGUGGUUGAGGACCUCCGUCUGUGCACCGUCAAGCCGUGCCCGGACCACGAACGCCGCUUCUGCUUCGAGGUCGUCUCGCCCUCCAAGAGCUGCCUCCUCCAAGCGGAUUCGGAGCGCCACCAGCAAGCCUGGGUGGGCGCCGUUCAAUACAGCAUCGCCUCAGCGUACAACGAGGAACACCCAGAGCCCCCGGGGCAGCCCCUGGAGCGAGCCGCAUCUCUCUCGGCAGCCAAGCUGCAGUCCCCUUUGGGCCGGCGGCUGCGGGGGAGCACGGACAAGCACGUCGUAGAUCGGGUUCAGCGGCUGGAGGGCAACGCUCAGUGCUGCGACUGCCGGGAGGCUGCGCCCGAAUGGGCCAGCAUCAACCUGGGCAUCACGCUUUGCAUCGAGUGCUCGGGCAUCCACAGGAGCCUGGGCGUGCAUUUCUCCAAGGUGCGAUCUCUGACGCUGGACUCUUGGGAACCGGAGCUCGUGAAGCUGAUGUGUGAGCUGGGGAAUCACAUCAUCAACCAGAUCUAUGAAGCACGGGUGGAAGAGAUGAACAUGAAACGGCCCCAUUCCGGCUGUUCCCGGUGA